This is a messenger RNA of Chinchilla lanigera (long-tailed chinchilla), 1798 nucleotides long. RefSeq names its product zinc finger, CCHC domain containing 12 (gene Zcchc12). The transcript has a single exon. Lineage: Eukaryota; Metazoa; Chordata; Mammalia; Rodentia; Chinchillidae. Bases 71 to 1279 code for a protein of 402 amino acids. The record is from RefSeq and is a predicted model, not a curated record. Gene Ontology annotation, cellular component: nucleus.
UUACGUGCUUUUUUCCCCCCUAAAAAGCCUCAGCAUCUUCUUGUACUCAGAUACCCUGUCAACUUCAGGCAUGGCUAGCAUCCUUGCUUGUAUGGGUAAUAGCCAGAGGCAAAACACAGCCUUGCCGCCUUGGGCCCUUUCCUUGCUGAGGUCCCUGGGGAGGAGUCUUGGUCCUUUGAUGGCCAAUCUGGUAGAGAGAAACAUGAAAUUGUUCUCUGGGAGGGCAGUGCCAGCCUAUGGGGAAGAAACCUUUGAAAACUGGCUGAUCCAAGUCAAUGGGGUCCUGCCAGAUUGGAAUAUGUCGGACGAGGAAAAGCUCAAACGGUUGAUGAAAACCCUUAGAGGCCCUGCCCGAGAGGUCAUGCGUCUGCUGCAGGCUGCCAACCCCAACCUAAGUGUGGCCGAUUUUUUGCGGGCAAUGAAACUGGUGUUUGGGGAGUCUGAGAGCCGUGUGACUGCCCAUGGUAAAUUUUUUAACACCCUGCAGGCACAAGGGGAGAAAGCCUCCCUUUACGUGAUCCGUUUAGAGGUGCAGCUCCAGAAUGCUAUUCAGGCAGGCGUCCUAGCUGAGAAAGAUGCAAACCAGACUGGUCUGCACCAGCUCCUAGUAGAGGCUGAGCUGAACAGAGACCUGCACCUCAGGCUUAAGCAUCUUCUUAGGGUAUAUUCAAAUGAGCAGGAGCAGCUUCCCAAUUUCCUGGAAUUAAUCAGGAUGGUAAGGGAAGAAGAGGAUUGGGAUGACACUUUUAUUAGGCGGAAGCGCCCCAAAAGAUCUGAGUCAAUGACAGAGACAGCAACCAGCCCUGUGGCAUUUCAGAGUUCCCCACCAAUGGCUACUGGCAGUACUGACUGCAGUGUGAUAGAGAUAGAUGAUACCCUUGAUGACUCAGACGAGGAUGUGAUCCUGGUGGAGUCUGAGGACCCUCCACUGUCAUCCUUUGAUGCCCCACCACUGAGAGGCAGGGCCGGAUCUUGGGAUCAAGUGCUGGUCAUUGAUUCCCCCGACAGUGACGAGGAUCAGUUUCCUUCUGCCAGUGGUGAUUUUGGGCGUAACAGUAAUGGUCCUGGGGAUAUGUGUAGAGCCAGGAAACGAAAACGUAUGAUGUACUGUUCUUAUUGUGGGGAGGAGGGCCACUCAAAAGAAACCUGCGACAACGAGAACAACAAAGUCCAGGUUUUUGAGAAUCUGAUCAUCACCCUGCAGGAGCUGACACAUACAGGGGAGGAGGGGACAGGAGAGGCCCCUUGUGAAUUGAGUGACCCCUCUGAGCCACAGUAAAGUGCUAACCCCCAGCCUUCAAUGAACCCCCUUACCUAUAUCCAGAGAUCAGUGAUGGUAAAACUGGGGGAAGGGGACUUCUAAUUGCAUUAAUUAAUCUGCAUAACAGCUUUCUUUGGGGGUGGAGGAGAAAGGAUCUGGCAUACCAGGAUGGUGGAAGGGGAAGGACUGACCUCGAUCCUUGUGUCUCUCCCGACUACCUAAGAGUGUAUUUUCUGUGUGUGCCCAUUUCCUCGAUGGCUUUAUUCUCUUUGUGAAAGUGUUAUAUAAUUCAUUGUUAAAUCUUCUGAUAAUACAGAAAAGUCUAAAAAGUAAAGUACAAAUUAACCAAAACUCUCCACCCUUAUGUAACUAUUGUUAGCCCUUGGGUGAAUGUCGUAGAGUCUUCCCUAUAGCUAUGUACCCAGAUAGGUAUAUGUACAGAUGAAAAUGAUCAAUAUAAGUGAUGCUGUAUAUGCUGUAUUUUUUCACUAAAUAAAAUAUGUUGUGGGCUUCUCUGUCAAUAAAUAUAUAUCUCUA